GAACGAUAAAAAUGACUAAGGGUUGCUUCCAUCCAUUUUAUUUCUACCAUCAAGCUUUUCCUUGAAGCCGUCAAGCUAUUCGAUCCCUGAAGCUCUCAACUUUGUUUCCAGUUACAUUUGUAUCAUCAAAAUGAUGCAUCUCAUAAAUAAGUUUGAACACCUGAAGAUACAAUUAGAAGCUAUAAAAUUAGCAACUGACAACUUUGCUGAUGAAAAUUGCAUUGGUAGAGGUGGGUUUGGCAAAGUAUACAAGGGAGAUCUCCUUCAUUCCAAAGGGCAAACAGUUGUUGCUUUAAAGCGAUUAGAUCCAAAAUUUGGACAAGGAAACCCCGAGUUUUGGAAGGAGAUCAUCAUGCUUUCUCUAUACAAGCAUAAAAAUAUUGUUUCUCUUUUAGGAUUUUGUGACGAGGGCGACGAGAAGAUCCUUGUGUAUGAAUACGCAUCUAGGAGAAGUCUUGACUCAUAUCUCAAUAACGAUGAUCUAACUUGGAUUCGACGACUUAAUAUUUGCAUAGGAGCGGCUCGUGGACUAGCAUACCUUCAUAAUCCAGGUGAGACCCAACAAAGAGUGUUACAUCGUGAUAUCAAGAGUUCUAACAUCCUACUUGAUGAGAACUGGAAUGCUAAGAUCUCAGAUCUAGGUCUCUCCAAAUUUGGUCCUGCCAAUCAACAGUACACGUUUCUUGUCUCGAAUGCCGUAGGCACUAUUGGAUAUUGUGAUCCACUAUACAUCGAAACAGGGUUAUUAACAAAAGAAUCAGAUGUUUAUUCUUUUGGGGUAGUGUUAUUUGAAGUGUUGUGUGGGAGGUUGUGUAUCACUAAAAAGAAUGGCAUUCAACAGUCUUUAACAGGUUUGGUGCGACAAUACUACCCACAAAACAAAAUAAGUGAUCUUAUAUUUGGUAAUAUAAAAGAUGGAAUGAAUCCCAAAUCAUUGGAUAUGUUUGUCACAAUAGCUUAUCGGUGUUUGAAGAGAGACUUGGAAGAUCGUCCACUGAUAUCCGACGUUGUGAGCAUACUUGAAAGUGCGCUCAAAUAUCAACAUGGUGCUCCAGAAUCUAUCAUCACUAAGCAACCAGAUAGCAAUCCAAGCAGUGCUGAUACCGCUACAUGGUUUAAACGAAUACAAGCAAAGUUUGGGCUUGAUUCAUCUGGUUCGACACAAAACCCAGACCAGUCAAGUAGCCAUGAUGAAGGAAACACAACCAAGGAGAAAAGCGGCCAAAGCAGAGGUCAUAAAUGGUACAAACGAAAUAAGGAAAAGUCUGAUGAGAUGCAGUCAAACUCCGUUGCUAAUAAUUUAAACCCCUCCGAUCCAGGUUAUGGCACCACUGAGGUCGUACCUAAGGACACACAGGCUAUUGCUAUCCAGCCUAUUUCUGUCCCUUCUCUUCUGGUGGUCGAGUUGAAGGAAAUCGCUGACAACUUUGGUAUUGACUCAAUGAUUGGUGAUGGAACUUACGGAUCAACAUACUUUGGUGUUCUUAGAAAUGGGCAGGUUGCAGCUAUUAAAAAGUUUGUAAACUCUACAAAGCAACCAGACCAAGACUUUUUAGCGCAGAUUUCUAUGGUAUCAAGGCUUAAACACGAUAAUGUGGUCGAGCUACUUGGAUAUUGUGUAGAUGGUAACUGGAGAGUACUUGCUUAUGAGUUCUCUUCAAUUGGAUCUCUACACGAUAUUCUUCAUGGACGAAAAGAUUAUAUAGGUGCACGACCAGGUCCUGCUCUAUCAUGGUCCCAAAGAGUUAAAAUUGCUGUUGGGGCUGCAAAAGGGCUUGAAUACUUGCAUGAGAAGACACAACCUCCAAUUAUUCAUGCAGAUAUGAAGUCCAGUAAUGUUCUUCUUUUUGAAGACUAUGUGGCUAAGAUUAGAGAUAUUGAUUUAACACGACAAACCCCAGACAUGGCAGCACGUCUUCAUUCUACCCGUGUUCUUGGUACCUUUGGUUAUCAUGCACCUGAAUAUGCCUUGACAGGAGUGAUAAACUUGAAGAGUGACGUUUACAGCUUUGGAGUUGUUCUCCUGGAACUCUUGACUGGACGAAAACCUGUUGACCAUACUUUGCCACGUGGCCAACAGAGUCUAGUCAGCUGGGCAACACCAAGACUCAGUGAAGAGAACGUGAAACAGUGUGUUGAUGCUAGACUGAAUGGAGAAUACCCGCCAAAAGCAGUUGCCAAGAUGGCGGCAGUAGCGGCUUUGUGUGUGCAGUAUGAAGCUGAUUUUAGACCAAACAUGAGCAUUGUUGUUAAAGCACUGCAGUCAUUGUUGAAUGCUCAUGCUGGACCCCCCAACUGAAUUGCCACUCUUGUGCUCAAUUAUGUGGUUGCGUACAUUUAUGCAUUGUAUUGGAAUCAUUCUUUUGUUAAUUAGAGCUGUGUCAAAAUGGUUCAAAUCUGCUUUUCAAAGG
This is a messenger RNA of Lactuca virosa, 2411 nucleotides long. Lineage: Eukaryota; Viridiplantae; Streptophyta; Magnoliopsida; Asterales; Asteraceae. The record is from the annotation of a GenBank genome assembly.